GACACAGCAGAAUGUUUAGACAAAGCAGCCCAUCAAACAGAAUCACAAGAAUCUAGAGGCUGCAAUACUGAAUCAAAGAGGAGGCGGCGGCGCAAAAAGAAUUUGAAUCACUCACAGACAGCCCAUACACAAGAAAUGGCCCCAUCUAUGAUUGCAGUGGACCCUGUCACAUCAAGAUCUAUAAUAUGUCAAGCCAUGCCAAUGCCUUUAACGGUCCAAGGUAUUUCCUCACCUGUAGCACAGCUAGCACUCUCUACUUCAGUAGUAAAGCCAGCCAUACCCACAUCUCCUGUGAAACAGUGUUUAUUUGUUCCUCCUAUGGAGAAAACCCAGGCAACACUUGCAGUGGAGACACCCCAGUCCGUGCCCGCAGUGGAGACACCCCAGUCCGUGCCCGCAGUGGAGACACCCCAGCCCGUGCCCGCAGUUGUAAAACCUCAGUCCACACUUGCCAUGGAGAAAUGUCAGUUUCUGCUUCCAGCAGAAAAUUCUCAUUUGUUGCCUAUGAUACAGAAGUCCCAAGCUGUAUGUGCAACAGAAGAUUCUCAGCCCACAACUACAAUGGAGAAAUUUGAAACCAUGUCAGCAGGGGCACAAUCUCGGUCUAUGCCAGCAGGGAAACAAUCCCAAUACAUUUAUGUAGCAGAGCAAAGCCAGUCCAUGCCUGCAGCAGAACUGUGCAACCUCAUGGAUGCAGAAGAUCAGUCCCAGGUUUUACCUACUAAGGAACAGUUUCAGUUCUCACCUGCCACAGAGUCCCUAACUGCUCUAGCAAUAGAAUGUAAACAGGCCGUACCAGCAGAAGAAGUCCUUCUGCCCGUAUCCUUGGAAAGUUCAACACAACAAGCAGAAUCACAGCAGAUUAAAACAGGCAGCAUUGUUAAGAAGCGGUGGCAACACAGAAACUAUCUGAAUACUCAACAGAUUUAUUCUACUCCACAACCAGCUCUUGGGGCUAAAACAGAGCGAAUACUUUCACAACUAUCCACUUCACCUGAAAAUGCCGAAGGAAAGCGUCAAAGAAAACCAACAAAGAAGCUAUUGGAAUCAACAGAAGAUUUUGAUCAACUUUUUAUCCCAAAGAAGAAAUUUAAACAAGAUCCUCAUCGCUCACUAAAGGCCACCCCACAGUCCGAAGCCAGAUCCAUAAAGAAGCUUCAAAGAAAAGUAACUGAUCCUGCUCCACAGUCUACGAAACCGGAUUCAGAUGAAGAUACCAGUAGCAUAGCAGAACUUCAGGAGAGUCUGAAGGUAGAGUUGAGUGUAGAGAAGGUUCUGGGGAAGCUGAAAGUAUUGUAG
This is a messenger RNA of Rhincodon typus (whale shark), 1299 nucleotides long. RefSeq lists its product as uncharacterized. Bases 136 to 1299 code for a protein of 387 amino acids. NCBI's taxonomy places the organism in Eukaryota, Metazoa, Chordata, Chondrichthyes, Orectolobiformes, Rhincodontidae. The record is from RefSeq and is a predicted model, not a curated record. The transcript is spliced from 6 exons.